Messenger RNA from Exophiala dermatitidis NIH/UT8656, 6198 nucleotides. RefSeq lists its product as uncharacterized. The record is from RefSeq and is a predicted model, not a curated record. Gene Ontology annotation, cellular component: cytoplasm; nuclear membrane. The transcript is spliced from 2 exons. Bases 2369 to 5404 code for a protein of 1011 amino acids. Lineage: Eukaryota; Fungi; Ascomycota; Eurotiomycetes; Chaetothyriales; Herpotrichiellaceae. Gene Ontology annotation, molecular function: small GTPase binding. Gene Ontology annotation, biological process: protein import into nucleus.
GGUGUUUCGGCCCCCUUGCAUUGCAAGCCACUGAAAAAUUAUCAUCAUGCAGAGUAGCAGAGUGUCGCUGUGGGUUCCAGGGCCUAACAAACACCAGAGCCUGUAGCCACAAAGUGCCUAUUUCUACAGCAUUAUCGGUUAUCGGCUCCCCGGGUAACUGGUUUGAAAUUCAGCCCUGAAGGACUUCCAUUAUAUUGCUCACUCUGCGGGCUGCUGCUACUGCUUCCACGCGGCAUGCUUGCGGUAGAUAUCGUGCCGGAAAGUCUGCUUCAAGGCCUCUAUGCUCCCGGCAUCAAUCGGUAGCGAUGCUUGAACAGCGCCAACGCCACACAGGCCAUUUUUGCGAUCGAUGAACCAGGUCAGCGUGAGACCGCCGCCCCAAGUCAACGUGCGCUCACCAUACCAGCCUUCGACAUCCUGCAGCGUCAACAAGCCGCCCAAGCCGUGGCCAGCCUUCGUUGCAGGAUCCACACCACACCGGAAGAACACACCCAUAGGGCUUGCCAGCGCGGCCUGGUGCGCAGCCGUGGACUCGGGACUCAAGUGAUGCGUGAACAUGUCUUCAACCGUGGCUGGUGAAAGUAGCCUGCCAUCAUUUGCCAGGAGAGAGUGCAGCACUUUGGCGUAAUCUGCGCCGGUCAUGAACAGGCCAUGGCCGCCGAACGCUCCGUCAGAGCGUUUGUUCAUGUCGGCCGACCCGCCUAGUACCGCGAUACCAAGACCUUCCGGGUCCUGCGGGUUCAGAUCGACCAUACGGGCGCGCAAGUCCUCUCUCGUAACGGGAUGGAACUGGGCAGCAUCGAUGCCGAGCGGGUCGAAUAUGCGCUGCUGCAUUCGCUCGCCUAGCGUGAGACCAGUCACCCUCUCCACAAUGCGGCCGGCCCAGUCGAGCCCUGUGCCAUACAUCCAACCUUCGCCAGGUUGAUAAGCGAGCGGCUCUCUGAACGCUUCCUCUACAGGCCUGCGUAUACCUUCCUGCGGAUGAUCGAACUUCUCCCGCCAUCGGGCGAGGAGCGGGUUCAUGAAGAAGUAGCUGACGCCGGCACUGUGCGUAAGCAACAUCUCGAGCGUAAUGGGCCUUUUCGCCGGCUCAAGCAAAGGAGUCUCGCCAUCGUCAGAAAAGCCUGUGAUGACUUGUUUGGCGGCGAGCUCGGGAGCAACGGAGGACAAAUCGCCAGUUAGAGUCAGCAAACCGUCCUCUACGCACUGAAGGGCAGCGAUGGUGGUGAUAAGCUUCGUGGCUGAGGCCAAGUACAGCACGUCGUCAAGCCGCUGCGGACGUUUCUCCCCGGACAGCAAUGUCCGCUCUCCUAGUGCCUUGUUGUAUACGAAGCGGCCCUCUGCAUCGGUAGCACAAAUGACAGCUCCGUUGAUCUUCCCGUCGUCGAUAGCCUUCUGAUAGGCAGUUUCGAUGUUGUCGGUCAUGAUGGAGGUAAACACUCAAUGAGUAUCCAGUUGAACGGAGAUAAAAAGUAUGGGAAAAGCGGAAGAUAAGUGAAUUGACGAACUUCCCUUCGCUCUUCGUUCCAACUCACCUGCAUGCAGUCUUUAUAUAAGGUUGUCAAGCCUUUGAGCAUUGUCCACAGCAAGAUCACAGAGAUGAGCGUAGGUUGACUUCGAGUGGCACACCCCGCCAAUGUCUCCACUGUCCAGAGUCAUACGCCAGGUACUGCUGCUAUCCGGCCAUUCGCGGGCUCGGAAACGGAGCGUUUUCAUUGGCUAGUAAGAACAUCGACUUUCGGCUCCAAGGCAUUCAGGGUUUGCGAUGCUUCGUUGUGAAACAUUUGAUUGCCGUUUAUAGAUGUCUAAUGCUACAGACCAUGCCUGGAGUGGUAGCAGAACACAGGGUGAGUCAUAUGCGGCAUGAGCAAGAUCAGGAAGCCGAGAACGCACAAUCAAUCUUAUGCACAAAAAGCUUGUAAAAUCGAAAUGUCCGAAGUUGAGAGAACUUGAAGAUGUUGGGAGUCAGCCCGGUUGGCUUAGUCAUCACCAGGCGCCGCCUCAGGGUCCAGCCUGCUCACAUGAGGUCCUGUGAAGCGGCAAGCUGAUUUGCCUGGAGAGGAAAUGAACCAGCCCAGGUACCGAUCUACAUUUCAUUCACGCAUUUUCUGCAACGCCUCGGUCCUCCAAUUUGUACCGCUGGCGCACUUUGAAUCAUGGCUGGAACAGCAGGAGUCUAGACGUCUGGUCCAGACGAGUCAGAUGAUACCUCAAUAUUUACACGGAGCACUCGCGAAGGACCCUUCGCGGAGUGUGAUGCGACGACCUUAGAUCGGCCCACAUAUACAAGUUGGUGUCUGAGCCAGUGGUGAUUUUCUAAACUCUGUGGGCCAGAUCAUGCUCCUAAACAACUGUUUUGAACGCUACGAUGGAAGAACUGGUCAGAGAACUCAAUGACCCAAGCAAUCAGUCCGCCCCGGAACGCAUCAAUGAGAUCCAGAGGCAAAUUCAAAGACUCCAGCGAGAGAAGGCUGCUUGGCAGCUUGGGCUCGACCUUUUGCAGAGUGAAGAGGCCAAUCUACGCUUUUACGGCGCCCUGACCUUAACGAUCAAGAUCAAUGCUGAUUGGGACCAUGAUGAUCUGGGCAAGGAUGAGGCGAUGAGGAACUACCUCCUCGAAGCCCUGGUCAGCAACUACAUCCGGCUUGUCAUUCUGCCCGAUUCGAACUUUGUGCUCCGAAAGCUAUGUUCGACACUAGCCGCGCUCUUCGUCAGACAGGAUUCGGGCUGGAGCUAUCCACUAAGGCAGGUCCUGGCGUGUCUGCUGAGCGGACGUUAUGUCUCCGAGCGGGAUGUGCCUGAAAUGCAAAUAUUGUUGGAGCACGCAAAGGUGUGUUCAGACCAGCAGCUCAAGGGCGUUCUCAUGAUCGCUGCCAUUGUCGCAGAGGAUCUGGGUAACCAUCCUCAAACCUCCUUGGAUGAAAGCAAGCUGUUGUUCCGACUAUCCGCGAACUGUCCGGAUGCCUGGCAUCUAUUUCGGCUCUGUGUGGCGCGGUUCUCGGAGCAGCAAAAUACUCGGCAGGGCCAACCGGAUGAGUUGUUUCAACUGAUAGUGCAGGCAAUACCGUACUGGGCCAGUCUACUAAAACACCAGGAUCCUGCGGAGGGCGAAUCAAAAACUCAGUCUGUUGCCAGAGGAUGCAUUGCAUCCGCUAGCAAUUGGCUGGAGGAAGAUUCAUGCACGGGACUGGUCCUCCAAAUGCUGAUUUCCCUACAACAAUCUACACCAAAGCUGCUUCGUGACUCGAUACCAAACUUCCCGGCGAGUAUAACAACUUCAAGGAAGGUGGGGCAGUUGUUGGAUCGAAUGCUCCAGGGCGAUUUUGACCCCGACGGGAUUCUAUACGUUGAUCUGCUCGAGACAAUAAUGAGUCAAGUCGAUAUUACGAGACCGGACUUCCUCCGCACAGGUCUGUACGAUGGCGUUUUUCUGACGUUGCAACGACUCUUGCGCUGUGAUGGUGUCGCCGUCAUUGAAGAUCCCGUUUGUCAAAUUGCGCUCGAGAAGAUCAGCGAGCUCGUAGAGAGUGCCUCCGACUGGGAGAAGCAUGACGAGCAGAUAGAGACUUUUAUCAGAAACUUGGCCGCAGAUGCAUGUCAAGCAUGCCUACUCAAGGUCAGGCUCCCGGUGGAGCAGAUGUCGAGCGACACACAAGACUGGGAUACGGAUGAGCGCCUGAAGUUCCAGGACUUCCGGUACGACGUGCUGGAUUUUCUUCAAUCGGCUUUCACCAUCCUGGGUUUUGGACUGAUUGAAGAAAUUGUCAAUCAAAUCUUGUCCCAGGGCCCUUCGAUAGAUUGGAGUACCUUUGAAGCAGCCACGUUCAGUCUUACAGCGUUUUCAGAUACCAUGUCGUCCGAUCCGGAGGUAUAUGAUGGCAUCAUAACCACAGUGCUUUCGAGCUUGCCCUGGACGACACUGCUGCAAUCGGGUCCUGUUGUCCCAGACAGAGCACGUCAAACUGGUAUCCGCUUUAUCACGGAAAAUGAAGGCUACUUGCAACGCCACCCGAACAGCUUGGUUGUGGUCCUCAACUUUCUGUUCUCGUCGUUACAUCUCCAGACAUCUGCGUCUGCUGCGUCGCGAGCCAUUUAUAGCUUGUGUGAUUCGCACCGAGCAAUACUCCGAGAAGGUCUGCCGCAGUUUAUGGAAUCCCUUGCGACCAUUGGUGGCCUUGGCGAGGCUGAACGCCAUCGGAUUUACGCUGCUGUUGCUGCAAUCAUUCACGCUCUUCCGAAUGAAGAGCUCAAAAUUGAGCCUUUGUCACGACUGAUAGCUUCAGUUGGCCGGACCUUGGGAGCGCUUGAAGAAGAAGGCGAGUUGGAGCGUGACGAACUCGUCAGGAGAUGUAUUGACGUGAUGCAAACAUUGGCCUGGAUCGGGAAAGGCCUUCGCUCGCCACAUGAUGUGCCGGUUGACCUGGAAGCUCCUUCUCAGGACCAGGGGCGAAAGGAUUUUUGGACCCAAGGUCAUGGCGCACAGGUGCAGCGCUCUGCUUUGAACUUGUACGAGGCUACUCUGAAGAAGAUGCAGGUGUACGUGGAUAAUGUGUUCAUCGAAGCAUGCUGCGAUUUUAUCAAGUCAGGCUUCACCGAGGAACAUCCUUCUCCGUUCAAGUGGCCGGACCUGACGGCACUCUCCUUGGUGUGCGAUCUCGUUCAUCUCGAGAACCCUGCUAUUGACACCAUCUUGACUUGCGCAACCAGCUUGCUUUCCUCGAUAUCCCCAGAAAGCCUGUCGACCGCUGUGGAGAAGCUUGUGUACCUCGUCUGCAGCGGGCUGCAGCAUGUCCUCUCGGCAUAUCAGCAGUCACGUCAACUGCCGGAUAACAAUUUUGCGUCAAGUUCACUUGAUUUCUUGGCUCGACUCGUGUCCAAAUGGGGCACCGUCUGGUUCACCUUGCAAGACAGCGAAGGAACAGCCGCAGUAGCUUUUGAGAUUGGACUCGUCCUGAUGGCUGAGGCCGACACCCUGCCUCGCCGGUCAGCGGCGUUGUUCUUUGCAGCUUUUGCCGAUUUCACCGUUCCGGACGCACUGGCUGCCUUUGAUCCAGGCGUAACGCAACGAGUUGGAAACGUCCUCCACCAGUUCGGGGCCCGCGUGCUGACACUUGUCCUACGACUGCUGGCAGGGGAAUGUGCUCGCUCCGAAAUCGACAGCAUCACAGAACCAUUGAAGAAGUUUAUCCAGAAGCAACUCAUGCUGACCAAAGCGGUGCUGCGUGAAGCCGUCAAACCCGAGGCAGGCAUACUAAGCGAAAAAGCAAUCAAGGCAACGACACCCGAGCAGAGAAACAGAUUCCUAGCCCAGAUUGAGAGUCUUCGAGGCGGGCGCAAGACGAAUGACAUUGUAAAAGACUUCUGGAUCGCGUCUAGGGGCAGUGUGUUUGGAUAUAUUGCCUGAAAAUGACGGCACACAGAAGCAGAAGCCGCAACAGAGUUCAAAAGCCCGUCACAACGUGUUCCGUAUGUACAUUGUGUGCUCGGGCAAAGAGUUCAAUGAAUGACAUGCACGGCAGGCCGUAAGGCAAGACGGCACUGAUGUCCGGCUGCGAACACUGCCCUAAAGCAAGUUGACUCGUUACCGCGCCAUCAGGCUUGAAGGCAUGCUCUCUAUGCAUCCCAUCAUUUCUUCGAUUCAGCCUACAUGCCGCGGUCAAUGCAUGGAUUCACACCCUUCACGCCCCAGACAUACUUACAUUCUGCGCCGUAUUCCCAGCCUGUGUACCCGAGGAUCCCGGUUGAGUUGUCUGAGGCUUGAAUUUUUCAGCCCUAGAUAGCAUUCACUGGUCAGCUUCGUGGGGACAUGUCAAGCCUGGACACCGAGACAACAUACUCCUUGCGCCGGAUAUACUCGUCCUCCAAAGCCUUCUCACGCUGGUUGAAUUUUGGCAGAUCCAUCGCUAUGAGUCUUCGAAGCGGACAGUACUUGAUGUCUCCAAAUAUGUGCAAGGGAUCGUGAUAUUGUCUCGUUCAGUAGCUGUCUCUCUGCGAGUCUUCUGUGCAAUUGUACAACUACUAGGACUGUGUAGUAAUAGGCGAUGGAAGCCUGGCAGCGGCGCACCAAACCGGGCAUGAUAAAGGCAGCAGACGCGACCGCUGACGUAGUUCUGUGUCACGUGAUCGUUGUCUAGAUCUGAACCAAGAUUGAUCACUGCAUGAACAUCGGUAUCCCUGAAGCCGUUGAGUAAUAUCCUG